AUGCCUCGUACACUAUUGCUCUGUUUUAUCCACGGUUUCAAGGGUACCGACAAUACCUUUCAAGAAUUCCCAUAUGAUCUCAAAAAGGCAGUCGGCAAAGAACUACCAGACUGUAAAGUCCAGUCAGUCGUCUAUCCCAAAUAUGAGACAUCUGGCGAACUCGCUCAGGCCUCAGAGGGCUUUCUCGGAUGGCUCAAGGAACGAGUCAUGGACAUUCGAAAGGAAAAGUCCGAAAAGCCAUGGCCUCCUCAUGACAGAGACGUCGGUGUAGUCCUCGUUGCCCACAGCAUGGGAGGCUUUGUCGCAGCGGAUUCUCUCUUCCUAGCAAUAAACGAAAGAGCCAACGACGGAGAUGAAAACGAUCCCCUGUUCCCCUUAAUCCAAGGCAUUCUCACAUUCGACACUCCCUACAACGGCCUUGCCCGCUCCAUGUUCGUCUACGGUGCUUUUUCAAACUAUCAAAAAGUCAACAGUGUCUUCAACGUCAUGACAGCUAUAUCCGCCGCCGCGCCUGCCAGUCUUGCUCGUCUAAGUGCGCGACGAGCUGCUACUACCGCCGUCACAACCACUACACGAGGACCCCAAUGGAAGACAUGGCAGCUGGUAGCCGUCAAGACAGGCACAGUCGGCGCCAUCGCAGCUGGUGGUGUGGCGGCUUACAUGAAUCGAGAGCUCAUCAUGCAAGGAAUGAAGAGCGUCAAGAAUAUCAACAAAGAGUCGGUCGCCGAGGGAUACCGCCAAAGCAUGGACGCCUUCGGUCAAGGUUUAGCCUACAUCAACCGCGGGAAUGUAGGACGGUCUUUUUCUUGGCUGUCUGAUCACGUUACCUUUGUCGGUGCACUUCUUAGACAAAAGGAACUCAACCGUCGACUGGAACGCAUUGGAUCACUCAAAGGUGUUGGUAUACACGACUUUUACUGUUCUCUUGGCGAGAAUGGUUACUGGAGUGGUGGCUACUUUGUCCCUGAGCGAACGUUCUGCGCUAUUCCAGAAGAAAGUCACUCGGCGUAUCCUAUAUUUGAGAGAUGUGUCAUGCCCAAAGCCGACGAUGAGGUAGAGGCUCACAUGAACAUGUUCAGGCCCGAGAAGCACCGCGGAUACGAAGAGAUGACGGAAAGGUCAGCUGAGCUUGUCAAGAAGUGGUUCAUGAGUGAGGAUAACGUUGUUGAUGAUCCCAAGUUCCGUGAAACUCCUCCCGAGGAGACGGAAGAGACUGAAAAGGCCAAGGAGAUUCUUGAGAAAGAUCCAGGCGCCGAAGAGAACGAAAAGGCCGAGGGUGCCGACAAGGACAAAGACGACGAGUUCCCAGACGAGUCGCCCCUCGACAUCGCCAAUGCUGCAUCGCUUGUGCCACUACCCGAUGAUACAGGAGACCAACUCAUCGGAGAUGCAAAUAUCGAGGGCGCUGACACUGUCGAGAAGCGAAACUACCUCAACUAUCUCUUCGGCGUGGCUCAAUCGGCAGGUACAGAUGCCAAGGGCUGGCUGCCAAACAAGAUCCCCCAGAUGCCAAACCUGCCCAGCAUGCCGAAUAUGCCAAACAUGCCAAAUAUGCCCAAGGUUCCCAGCUCUGUAUCGUCGUUGGGCAAUGUAUCCAUGCCUAGCAUGAAGAUCUGGGGUAAGAGGGAUGGGGAUACACAAGGAGAGGGUGAGACGCAGGACAAGAACACUACUGAAGAAAAGAAUGAUACUGCUGAAGUUGAAACAAAAGCUGAACCGAAGGAAACGACUGAUAAUAAUGCAGAGGUUGCCCAGAAGAUUGAGGCAGAAGGUGAAAAGAAAUCAGGUUAG
Molecule: messenger RNA, 1791 nt
Organism: Fusarium graminearum PH-1
Lineage: Eukaryota; Fungi; Ascomycota; Sordariomycetes; Hypocreales; Nectriaceae
Exons: 4
Coding region: 1-1791 (596 amino acids)
Source: RefSeq, a predicted model, not a curated record